GAUAAACUUAUUAAAUAGGGGGAAUGAAGCGGCAUUCAAUUGCUUAUCUACUAGCCAAUCGCAGCACCAUACCGUUGAGUUUGUAUACAACAAUCAAUAAGAACUCGUGUCGCUAUUGUGCCAAUUCGUCCAGUUUGAAAUCAACAACCGAGGAAGCAAUCUCAGACUCUGACAAAGGUGCGAAGUCAAGCGAUGAAAAACUAAAAGGAAUUCUGGCUAAUAUCAAGCUGAAGCGAGUCCCACUGGACCAAGUGAUCCAAGACCCAAACGCACAAAAACGCGACCAGAAAGUGACUGGAAAUGAGCAAUUUGUGAACCAUGCCAGAACACAAGCCAGAAAGGAGGCCGUCAUUGCAUCGAAGGCGUUCAAAGAGAAAGUCAAAGGAACAAAAAUGAAGCAGAUUCAGAACGAAUUAGCCGAAUUGUGUGAAAUUGCAUUGGGAGCGAAGGACGAAUCAGGCGAACACUACGGAAGAGGAAUGCGAGCGAAUGCGAUGAGUAAUGAGCUGAACAAAUUGCAACAACAGGAAGAAGACACUGUUUAUGAAGGUUUGGAAGAGGCUGAAAGUCCAUAUGAAGAGGAAACAUAUUCAAAUAUGGAGUCAAGCGCUAAACAUUCUCCCAAGUGGGAAAGUUUUGAGGAGUCUAAAAAGCUAUCUAAUAUGCUCAACAGAAGUUUACUUCAAUCAUUCAAAGAAUCUUCAAAAACUGACGAUUCAAUGGUCGACUAUCUCAACCCAAUCCGUAAAGAAAGCAAAUCUAAAACUGAAAAGAAACCACUCAAAACUUCAGAAAAAGAGCAAGAUGUAAAUGAGGUUCAAAAUCAACUUGCGAAAGUUCUAGAAACUGAUGAAGGUUAUAAAAGUCCAUUGAUGAGAGCUAUCAUAGAACAUCACGAACGUAUGGGUAACAAAAAUAAGGAGGUGAAUUUUGAAAAAGUGACGAAAGUUUCCAAGUCAACCAUGAACAAGAGCCGAAAACGUGCUAUAAAUUGGCUAGAGGAGCAAAAAGGUACUCGCGAAAAAAAGCAGCAUGAAAGAAGUGACGAACUUGAACAAUUUGAUGAUAAAAAAGCAACGAGAUACGGGUCUAAAUUCCAGCAAAGUGUUGAUCUAGAAGGUGGUGAAACUGGUUUGAGAGCUUUGAUGCAGCAAUUCCCCAGACCUUCAGCUGAAACCAGGGAAAAGGUUGACGAUUUGACCCCUAAGGAGUUUAAGGUUCAAAGGCAAACAGGUCAAAAUCGAGAGUUGGAUGAAUAUUUUGCUGACAUAUCGCAGUAUGCACAAAAUGAACUUCAAGAGACGGAAGAUGAUUCGCAAGAAUGGUUCCAGGAAAGGUCAAAUUUGAGAGGUGAAGGUCAACAAAGACGCGACCGACGAGGUGAAUUUUCAAAUAAGUCUUAUCCGUUAUAUGGAAUGGAGCGUCUUAAUAUAUUCGAUCCAAAAUUCUGCAAGCGAGUUGAAGUUGAAUCUUCGUCUGAAAAAGCGAUACAAAAUCAGCUUGAUUCAACGUGGAAUGUUUUGUUACACAAAGAUACAGCUGCGCUUUUUGAAACACCGACUCAAAAUGGAUUUGAAGAGAUGAUUAAAUUGACAAAUCAGGGAAAACUCUGGAAGUUUCCAAUCAACAACGAGCAGGGAUUUGAGGAAGAAGAGAAUGUUCCGUUCCAGGAUCACGUGUUUCUACUGAAAUUUGUGGAAGACUUCCCGAAACAUCCGAGAAUUCAGACAUUCAUGGAGGUUGUUUGUGUUGGCUUGUCUAAGAACCACAAGUUGACCUUCGCGAAGAAACUGUCUCAUCUGCACACACUAAAACAGUACUUCGAAGAGAGAUUUGAACUACUCAAGAGUAGCGCCGAUUUCGAAGACGAUCAAGAAAUAGACUGAUUAAUUGAUUGAAGAACUAGCUAAUUGAUAUGAGAUUUAAAUGAAAUAUAAUGUCUAUUG
Molecule: messenger RNA, 1946 nt
Organism: Symsagittifera roscoffensis
Lineage: Eukaryota; Metazoa; Xenacoelomorpha; Acoela; Convolutidae
Exons: 6
Coding region: 24-1886 (620 amino acids)
Cellular component (GO): mitochondrial small ribosomal subunit
Molecular function (GO): structural constituent of ribosome
Source: RefSeq, a predicted model, not a curated record